Molecule: messenger RNA, 2229 nt
Organism: Cyphellophora europaea CBS 101466
Lineage: Eukaryota; Fungi; Ascomycota; Eurotiomycetes; Chaetothyriales; Cyphellophoraceae
Exons: 2
Coding region: 1-2229 (742 amino acids)
Biological process (GO): regulation of DNA-templated transcription
Cellular component (GO): nucleus; Rpd3L-Expanded complex; Rpd3L complex
Source: RefSeq, a predicted model, not a curated record
AUGGUUGACAUUGCGGGUGACCGUACCGUCGACCCUGACGCGCAGGCGGCCGUAACCGACUUCCUCGAUUAUACCGAAUACCUUCCCUCAGAUCUGAUCCGAUCUUUGACACUGAUCCGUGGCCUCGAUGAGAUCUAUCACAACCAUACUAUCAUAAUCGACGACUUGACUAAGCAAUAUGGAUCAAUCCCUAGCCUCGAGCCUUCAAUGCGACCAAAUGUUCAAGGCCUGCGACUCAAGGCGAUAUCAACACUCGACGCAGCCUUGAACGCUCGAGAAUCCGCGUUCGCUGAAGCCAGCCGCUUGUUUGACGUGGCCGAUAGACACCAGAACCGCCUCAAGAGCAUCAUCGCAAAACUUAAUGCAAUCCCAAAGCCGCCUUCGCGAGAUCCCACUCCACAACCCCUCACCUCGGUUCAAAAGCGCUCUCGAAUGGGAAGAGAAAUCAAACCUGGCUCACGGCUGACUCUGAAACCACCCCGCGGCGGUGCCGUCGCUUCAGCGAUCCUCGGUCGGCCAAGAGGCAGACGUGUCACUGUUCCUGGCGAGGUCCUCCCACCCUACGACCCUGACGAGGCCAUCGCAAGCACGGAAGUCUCGGACUGGGAGUCGCCACCGCCCUCGCCUCCACGCCCGCUUCUCAAACUCAAGCAGCCAAAGGUACCGAAAGAAAUUGAAAAGUCGGUGCCUGUGGAACGGCCACCACGCGCCCCACGCGAGCAUGCUACAUAUCGCAAGCCUACCCCUCCUCCUGAAGACGCUGAACUCGGAAGCAAGUAUCGACCAUGGACUCGUCUGACAGAGUUCGAAAUGUACAAGCUGCGAAAGAAGAUGAAGAAGAAUCACACUUGGGAACCCAGUCCAGUCAUGAUCCGACGCGAGUUGGAGCUACGCGGACGUGGAUGGGACAAUUAUUAUCGCGCGAAAGCUGAAGCUCAGGCAAAUGGCAUACCUUUUGUCGACAUUGAAAAAGCUGGUCAAAGCAGCCAGCUCACACCUAGCACCUCUGGCCAUGCACUCCAAUCCAAACCUGAAAAAGAGCAAACAGAAGCUACCACGCCUAUCGUGGUAGCUACACCGGAACCCAAAACACGGACGAAGAAACCUGACCCGAAAAAGGACAAGAAACCGGAUACUGCCCGAGAGCAAGCAGCGCUUGCAGCUCAGGAAGCUGAACUUGCAGCACGACGACUUGGCGAUAUCGGGUCCGCCUUCAAAAAUCUGUUCAGUCCACUGUCAAACGCUUUGGCUUCUCUGAACAGAAGUGCAAGCACACCAUCGGCCGCCACCGCAGGUCCGUCAAAGAAGACGGAGAAAGCUGCAAAGAAGCGAAAACUCGAAGAGGUAGGCGUAUCUGCGUCUCCCUCCGCAGAGUCAGAUGUACAGCGGAAGAAACAGAAGAUCGCUUCCAAGCCAUCCCCAUUGCCGUCUCUUGCGCCCUCCACGGAGACCCCUCAGCCGAGUGCUGGAACGAUAAAGAUCCCACUUAAGCUCACAGUGGCACCUCAGCCGCUCGACACAUCUGAGUCAUCGACUCCUGCAACUGGCACCAGGGCUGAUAGCACAGCUCGUAGUUCUGUUGCACCGAAGACGGAAGAAUCUACACCUCCUCCUCCCUCGCAGCCAGUUUCGCGGCCAGUGUCGCGGAAAUCUACAGCCCCUCCACCAGAGUAUACCGGAGAUCCGGGGAUCGAUGCAGUUCCUACCACUGUGAGAGCUGCGUCCCGUAGAACGUCGGCCACACCUGCUGCAGCAAGCCGCCGCACGCCUUCUCUGUCCCUCCGCCAGACUCCGGCAGCUGACUCUUCACCUCGUGGCUUGCCGACCGCGGCAAGUCGUCGACCCAAGCGAGAAGUGCCUGGAACGGUGACUCGGUCCAAUGAGGAUGGUGGUCCAGCAGUCAGCAUGAGUAAGCGGAAGAAUAAACCGGGCAAGCAGAAGAAAGCAGCCAGCAACACAUCCCCAGAAGUUCGAGUGGAUAUUGAUGGACGGGCCGAGCUCGUUGAUCCCAACGAGGAGCGAUACUGCAUCUGUGGGGAUGUGAGCUAUGGAGAAAUGAUUUGCUGCGAACUAGACGAGAAGUGUGAAUUCGGACAGUGGUUCCAUAUGGACUGUGUGAGCUUGGCUGCCCUACCCGCCAGGACGGUCAAGUGGUACUGUCCAGGUGAUCGAAAAAAGCUACACAAGGGAGAGAAUACUAAUGGGCUUGUUGGCCGUGGUGUGAAGUAA